AUGGAAAUUUUAUUUAAAAGAUUUUACCAGUUUUUGGAUUUUCAAGAAAAGUGUUUAUUGUGUUGCACGUACUUGUCGUUCCCACAUUUGUAUUUCAAAGCGCGCCGGGAAAGAGGCUACAAAGAAUUUGUAGAGAAGUACCAACACAAGGGCGACAGCAGCGGCAGUGCUAGCACGGCCAGUACUGUUAGUGAGUGUUGUCGUCCCCGCUCCCGUUACCGCGCUUCUGGCGCGCCUUUUUGCGAGUGCCUAGAAACCAUUGGACGGUCGAAACAGUACCUAAGCGAGAAAAAGGACGACUACUAUAUAGACAUGAUUCACCUUUUGCAGCAAAACAAAUUAUCCUUUUCGUCCAAUGUAAAAAAAGAUAUUGUUAUAAAAGAAUUUACCAAAAAUGCAAAGGUCACAGAAUUUUAUAAGUGCAAUAAUUUUAAUGAAAAUUGUGUCAAUACUCUCCCUGUUAAAGAUGUCGAUAUUGUAGAUACAAAAUAUGUAAACAUAUGUAGAUACCUGGAGAAGCCCCGGCUGACUAUUGAACACGUCAAGUCGCUAAACAGUCACACGGAAAAUUUUAUGCCCCUUUUUAAGGUUCACAAGGCCAGCACGCUCAUAACGACUGUCGAAAAGAAGCUUCUAAUCGAGUGCCUAAAAGUGAUCAAGAAGAUAUUUGUUUACGACAAAAUAGACAAGCUAACUGUCAUAAUUUUUUGUUACUUGAGCAAUUUGUACAACGUGGUGAUGCGCCUGAAUGCGGAGUGUAUUUUGAGUUGCUACUCGCGGAAGCAUUUCGAAUUUUUUCUAUACUAUUUCUUUCAAGAGAACCCCCCAUCCGCUAGACGGACGAAAAUGCUAGCCAUGAAAGUUUACAGGAGCGGCGAUGGACGCGAUGACCUCAGCGAGGAUUACAACUGCUAGCGAUUUUGUUUAGUUUUCACUUUUGUUUAUAAUUAAAACUUUUUUUUGCAUUUGCCUUGUUUAUUCGACGCAUUUAUUUACUCCACUGUUUUGCUCUUCUCCCUGCCCAUUAGUCAUGCUUCCAUAUGUUUUAUCCCCUCCUACGCAAAAUUAUAUAAUUUAUAAUUCGAGCAU
Plasmodium cynomolgi strain B is the source of this 1089-nucleotide messenger RNA. RefSeq lists its product as hypothetical. The transcript has 3 exons. Lineage: Eukaryota; Apicomplexa; Aconoidasida; Haemosporida; Plasmodiidae. The record is from RefSeq and is a predicted model, not a curated record. Bases 1 to 915 code for a protein of 304 amino acids.